Molecule: messenger RNA, 3148 nt
Organism: Protopterus annectens (West African lungfish)
Lineage: Eukaryota; Metazoa; Chordata; Ceratodontiformes; Protopteridae
Gene: FBXO21
Product: F-box protein 21
Exons: 12
Coding region: 37-1884 (615 amino acids)
Molecular function (GO): protein binding; DNA binding
Source: RefSeq, a predicted model, not a curated record
AGGAGGGUCAGCCGUUUGGAUAGAGGGUAAACAAUAAUGGACAGUAAAGGGACUACGGCCACCUUGGAGAGGAGAUCAGGCUCCGUUUGCAACAGACAUCUGACUGAUUUACCUGAGGAGGUGUUGGAGUAUAUUCUGUGUUUGCCUGUGCUUGAACACACGGACGUGGCCAGUGUGGCUCAGACAUGCCGGAGGCUAUAUUCACUGUGUCAAAACCAGGUGUGGAAGCACAAGUUCAUUGACAGGUGGCCAUUAUUACUUAAACACUACCGGUGUAAAGAAUCUUGCAACUGGCAGGAAGAAUUUCGGGCACGAUAUGUCACGGGUUUGCAAGUUCGGAGAUUUGUGGCCUCGUGUUCUAAACAAUUCUUCACAGAAGAUGUCCCGUGUUUUGGGCUGGAUGAUGUAGAUGUUCUUGGCUGUCCAGUGCAUUUCAUGGAGGAUGAACUUCUUUCCAUCCUGAAUACUGAAUCAGGACAGUAUCUAACAUGGAAGUACUAUGCAAAGAAAAUUCUUUACUUUCUUCGUCAGCAGACUAUCAUGAAAAAUUUUAAAGAAUUUUUGCAACAGUCUCAGAAUCAACAGUCUGUACUAGAAGGUGCUGUUUUUGUGGAUCAGUACUGCAACCCUCUUGAGGACAUUUCCAUUGAGAGUAUCCAGUCGCAUAUUGAUGGAGUCCUAGAAAAAAUCAAAAAAGUCCUGUGGGUGAAGAACAGUUCGCAUCCUAGCCUCUCAGUGGAAAAAGAUGGAGCUCACUUAAUUAUGAGUCUAGAACUGCAGCAGCAGGUGUUGGACUGCAUUAACUGUGUCUUAUAUGAAGAUCUGAAGUUCCGAGGGAAUGAGACUGAUUACUAUAACCCACUCAAUUCUUUCAUCCACCAAGUUCUUCGACGCAGAACAGGGAUCCCCAUCAGUAUGAGCAUACUGUACUUGGAAAUUGCCAGGAAAUUAGGAGUUAACUUGGAGCCUGUCAGUUUUCCCAGUCAUUUCCUUUUGAGAUGGUGCCAAGGCCAUGCAGGGAGCUCUAGUAUCUAUGAUUACAUAUACAUAGAUGCAUUUGGGAGAGGAGAUCGUUUAACAGCCAAAGAGUGUGAACUGCUAAUUGGUCAGCAAGUUACAGAAGAGUUCUACGGUACAGUCUGCACUCAGGAUGUGUUACAGCGCAUGGUAGGCUUUCUUGUGAACCUGGGAAAGAGUAGGGAGAGCUGCCAUCAAUCGUACCAACCCUUAAGAGAUUCUCUUGACCUGUACCUCGUCAUGAACUCCGACAACAUCAAUCAUCUAAUGCUCCAAGCCAGACUUUAUUUUCAUCUGGGAAUGCGUCCGGAGAAGGUUUUGGACAUAUUGCAGCACAUCCAGGCUAUAGACCCCUCCCAGCAUGGGAUUGUGGGAUACCUCAUGCAGCGGACUUUAGAGCGCAUCGAGCAUAUAAAGCAUGAGGUGGGACCAAGAGUCAAACUGCGGUCUGAUGAAAAGAACGAGGACAUCCGCUUUGCUGUCGGCAUGAUAAUGAGACACAAGAGUUAUGCCUACAACUGUGUGAUUUUUGGAUGGGAUCCAACAUGUAAGAUGAGUCUGGAGUGGAUCCGUAAUAUGGGUGUACACAAUUUGCCACACGGACCCCAUCAACCUUUUUAUAAUGUUCUUGUAGAAGAUGGAUCCUCCAGAUAUGCAGCACAAGAGAACUUGGAAUACAGUCCUGCACCUUUACAAAUUACACACCCAGAAGUUGGUCGUUAUUUUGCCGAGUUUGUUGGUACUCAUUAUGUGGCAAAUAAUGAACUGCAGACCCAAUAUCCAGAGGAUUUGGAGUUGCUUCUAGAAACAGUCCAGGAUGUCUACAGUACAUUGUUUAGGCCAGUGGAUGAGAAGGAAGAGGAGUAGACAAACUGGCCAUGACUAUUUUGGUGCUGUCGUGUCAUCAUGAAGGAAAUAAAUAAGCACUUUAUUUAACUGGAAAAGGACCCGUUAUCCCACCUGCGCAUGUGAUGUAGUAUGGUAAAGAAAUGAUCGUGCAAACCGAACACUUCUGAAAGUGUUAAUAACUAUUACAUUUCAGCAUACUGCCCUGCUAAAUGUGAGCAGGAAAGCCAUAAUGGAAAGAAUACGAGCAAGGUGGAAACUAAAACGGAUCCAGGCUAAACCUGCCUUAGGCAGGCGUUCAGUCUAUUUUAGAGUCUGUGCACUUAUAAGUGCAGGAAGAGAAAGCAUGGUAGUAACCAUUAUGUUCUAAAGUGUUAAAGGUUAAAAAUACAGAAAACUUUGGCAAGGUCAUUUGGACUUUUUAUGGCCUCAAGUUUGAAUGUGGUGCCAAAAUGAACAGAUUUCUUAAAAUAACACUAUUUAUUAAAGAGAAGCUGUUGGAUAUGGAAACUGUAUAUUGUUUUAUGUAAAUUUUGAAUUCCUAUAAAGACUGUAGAUGUCUGAUGUAAAUACCACAAUAUUACAAAAGUAGUAUAAUUUUAUUUCUGGAGGUGCUACAUAUUUGCACAGAACUCUGAAGACAUUAAUGGAUAUGCAGUCCAUUGUUGGUCGUGCAGCCUUGUACAAAACUGGUGCUGUAUCCCUGCAGAGCUGGUAACUUUUACAUAGGAGAGACCCACAACUCAGCAAGCAAUAUUUAAUCUACUAGACCAGAACAUAGAUGUUUUUUUCUCUUGUUCUGCCUGUAAUUAUGCUAAUUGCUGAGUAAUUUGCACAGUUUUCAUCUUAUAAAUUGUAAUAUUGUAUAUAAAGUGUUUGUCUUUAUUAGUAUUUUUCAUUGCAUCUUAAAAAAUCAUUUGAGUAAUACUUCAUCCCUUUUAGAGAUGUCAGCAAGUUAAAUGAGGUUAAUGAUAUUUAAGAUCUUACUUUGGAAGUAAGUUAAAAUGUGGAAAUUAUUUUCAUUGAUGGGUUGACAGUUUCACACUAAAUCUGUACUCAGGAGAUCAUGCCCUAUUUGACUUUGUCAGCAUCCCCACAAAUGAGAAACUUUGAACACCCAGCUAUGAAUCACUAUCCAGAAAGCUACACUCGGACAAUGUAGAUUAGCACUUUCAUUCACUUUUUAAUACUGUGAACUUCAUCAGAAACAUCACAUAUAACCCUACCCCUUCCUUUUAUAAUGAAUUACCUUAACAGGAAAUGACAUAAGAUACCAAUUAAUGCC